GGCGAAGGAAACAAGAUGGCGGGCGGGGGGUGGGAGAAGCCGCCUCAGCGACGUCGCCGCGGCCGCCUCCGCUCGGCUCCGGCCAUGGAGGAGCCGCCGCUCCGGCAGCCGCUGCCGCCCGGGGAAGACGAGGAGGAAGGGGAGGAGGAGGAAGAAGAGGAGGCGGACGCGGAGUGGAGCUUCGUGGACCGCGGGAUGGAGGCGGUGGCGCUGCGCGACCUGCCCACCGCCACCAUCGCCUGCAACCUGGACCCGCGCGUCUUCCAGGACGGCCCGUGCCGGGCCAAGUUUGAAUCCCUGUUCCGACCCUACGACAGGGACCUCACCUUUCAGUAUUUUAAGAGCUUCAAAAGAGUGAGAAUCAACUUCAGCAACCCCUUGUCUGCAGCAGAUGCCAGGAUCCAGCUGGACAAGACAGAAUUCCUUGGAAAAGAGCUCAAGCUCUAUUUUGCUCAGACUCUGCACAUCGGGAGCUCCCACCUGGCCCCCCCAAAUCCAGACAAGCAGUUCCUGAUCUCCCCUCCUGCCUCUCCUCCCGUGGACUGGAAACAAGUGGAGGAUGCCACUCCAGUCAUUAACUACGACCUCCUCUAUGCCAUCUCCAAGCUAGGACCAGGGGACAAGUACGAGCUGCACGCGGCCACGGCCACCACGCCCAGCGUGGUCGUGCACGUGUGCGAGAGCGACCCCGAGGGCGAGGCCGAGGAGGAGCCCAGGAAACCCAAACCCAAAAUCAUCCAGACCCGCCGGCCCGACUACACCCCCGCCCCGCUGAGCUGAGCCCGGCCCAGCUGCUGCUUCUUCCGGAGGAAAUCCACAAUUCCAGGGGUUUUCCCAAGGAUUUGCGGUGGAAAUCAGCCCAGCUGUGGUGGCCCAGCUGCAGCCGCGGGAGGAGAAUUCCAGGUUUGGUCCUGGUGAAAGAAUUUCCGUGCUCAGUUUGGAGUGUUGGUCCACGUGCUGAGUGAAUUCCCAGAUUCUGGGAACAAAGGAUGGGAGAAGGGGACAUUUUGGGACAUAACAGGACAAGCUGGGCUUAUUCUGGGGGAAAAUUCCUUGUUGUGACACCCCUGAUGGGUGUUUGGAAAACCUUGGGAUGACAGGGUUGGAGAGAUGAUGGGAAUUUUGGGAAUUUAACCCUUUUUCUUACACUAGGUUUUGUGCAUGUUUCUUCUUGGUCUUCUCAAGUAAUUUGCUUUCUUUUCUAGAGUUUCUCCCGAGUUUCUGGAGAUCUGGGAAUUGUUUCAAAGUAUUUAUUAUCUCAGCAUCCCAGAAUUCCUCCUGGAUGUGUACAUACAUGAUGUAUUUAUAUUUGGUUUUAUUGGCACUCGUUUUCCAGCAGGAUCCAAUUCCUCCAGCACCUGCCUUUGGUGCUCUGGAAGUUGUGCUUUUAAAAUUUUAACCUUUGGAAUUCCUGCAGAGGGUUUUGG
Molecule: messenger RNA, 1427 nt
Organism: Passer montanus (Eurasian tree sparrow)
Lineage: Eukaryota; Metazoa; Chordata; Aves; Passeriformes; Passeridae
Gene: RCAN1
Product: regulator of calcineurin 1
Exons: 4
Coding region: 16-780 (254 amino acids)
Biological process (GO): calcium-mediated signaling
Cellular component (GO): cytoplasm; nucleus
Molecular function (GO): nucleic acid binding; calcium-dependent protein serine/threonine phosphatase regulator activity
Source: RefSeq, a predicted model, not a curated record